AUGCUGUGGGAAGCCGGCGGUGGAGCGACGGAGCCGUCGUCGAUGGCCUCGGCGGCGGCGGCCGCGGCGGCGGGGCGGAGGAAGCCGUCCUUGAGGGAGAGGGAGAACAAUCGGAGGAGGGAGAGGCGGAGGAGGGCGAUCGCGGCGAAGAUUUACGCGGGGCUGAGGGCGCAGGGGAAUUACAAUCUGCCCAAGCACUGCGACAAUAACGAGGUGCUCAAGGCUCUCUGCACCGAGGCCGGGUGGACCGUCGAGCCGGAUGGCACCACUUAUCGGAAGGGAUGCAAGCCACCAAGCCCAAUGGAAAUCGGAGGCUCCUCAAGAAACCCGAGCCCACCAUCCUCCUACUUCGCGAGCCCGAUUCCCUCCUACCAGCCCAGCCCAACCUCAUCCUCCUUCCCAAGCCCGACCCGUAACGACCCGAACCACCACCACUGCCAGCUCCCUUUUCUCCUCCCUCCCCUCCGUAUAUCUAACAGUGCUCCCGUCACUCCUCCCCUCUCAUCCCCGACCCGUAAGCCUCCGCCCUUCAGCCUCGAGGCCCUCGCCAGGCAGUCCAUGUCAGCACUCAACAUCCCCUUCUUCGCAGCAGCCUCCGAACCCGCCAGCCCGGGACGUGGGCCCCGGUUUGGGCCUGCGACUAUACCGGAGUGCGACGAGUCGGACGGGUCGACUGUUGAUUCUGGACGGUGGAUCAGUUUCCGGGCCCAUGCUGGGCCCGGGAUUCCUCCGAGGAGCCCAACGUUCAGCCUUGUGGCUCGGCCGCGCGGGCCGGGCCCGGAGGACGAUGCCAUGGCGGUGGAUGAAGGGAAAGGGAAGGGGCCGGAGUUCGGUUUCGAUGGGGUGUUUGGUGGUGGGGCGGUUAAGCCGUGGGAAGGGGAGAGGAUUCACGAGGUGGGGAUGGACGAGCUCGAGCUCACGCUCGGGAGCGGGGCAAGUGCUCGUUGA
Molecule: messenger RNA, 948 nt
Organism: Striga hermonthica
Lineage: Eukaryota; Viridiplantae; Streptophyta; Magnoliopsida; Lamiales; Orobanchaceae
Source: the annotation of a GenBank genome assembly